Molecule: messenger RNA, 2309 nt
Organism: Fopius arisanus
Lineage: Eukaryota; Metazoa; Arthropoda; Insecta; Hymenoptera; Braconidae
Product: glucose dehydrogenase [FAD, quinone]
Exons: 3
Coding region: 53-1948 (631 amino acids)
Molecular function (GO): flavin adenine dinucleotide binding; oxidoreductase activity, acting on CH-OH group of donors
Source: RefSeq, a predicted model, not a curated record
AUGAUUCCACGUUGAAAUCCCGAGUAGAAUAAAUAAAUCGAAAAAUCGUGGGAUGACCCUGAUGUGCUUGUUUUCCUCGGUAAGAGUUGCAUUGUUGUACCAGCAGGAACUAUGUUUCAUCCUCCUCCUCCGUUUCUUCAUAAUCCUCCUCAGAAGGGACAUCGUCGAUCGUGAUAAUCGAAUUCGUGUUGUACGUGGUGAUCACAUCCAGAGUCGAUACGAUUUCGUGAUAAUCGGUGGGGGUUCUGCUGGUUGUGUCCUAGCUAAUCGCCUGUCUGAGAAUAAUAAUUGGACGGUACUCUUACUGGAAGCUGGGGGAGAUGAGACUAUUCUCUCUGAUGUGCCAUUUUUCUUUCCCACUUUUCAACAUACUGCUCUUGAUUGGCAAUUCAAGACUGAGGCUUCGGAUAAUUACUGCAGGGGGAUGAAUCAGGGUCGGGGUAAUUGGCCCAGGGGGAAGGUUCUUGGUGGUAGCAGUGUUCUCAAUGCCAUGCUCUAUGUCAGGGGCAAUCGGAGGGAUUACGAUCGGUGGAGGGAUGCUGGAAAUCCUGGGUGGGACUAUGAGACUGUUCUUCCGUAUUUCAAGAAAUCAGAGGAUAUUCGUGUUGACGAACUCAAGGGCUCAGAGUAUCAUGGACACCAUGGACCCCUUACCGUUGAGCACUUCAGAUAUCACUCUCCAGUUUCUCAAUAUUUUCUCGAAGCAGGAGAAGAGAUGGGUUACGAAAAACUGGACAUAAAUGGCCCUCGACAAUCAGGAUUCAGUCAGUCUUACGGAACCCUUCGAGAGGGUCUUCGCUGUAGUACAGCGAAGGCAUUCCUCCGACCAGCUUCCCGGAGGAAAAACCUCCACAUCCUGACCCACGCGAUGGUCGAGGAGAUUCUCAUAGGUGAGACAACCAAGACUGCGUAUGGCGUGAAAUUCAGACGAGGAAGAGGACGAAGAUACACGAUUUACGCGAAUCUAGAGGUGAUUCUGUCCGCUGGCUCUAUCCAGUCCCCCCAGCUCCUGAUGGUAUCAGGGGUUGGACCCAGGGACCACCUCGAGGAGGUUGGGAUCCAGGUGAUUCACGACUUGCCGGGCGUUGGGAGGAACUUGCAAGAUCACAUUGCCAUCGGGGGCAUGACUUUUCUCAUUGAUCCUCCCAGUCAGGAUGGCAGUCCCUACGGAUUCUCCUGUGUCCUCCCCAAACUUGUCACUCUGUAUUCCUUCAAGGAAUUCUUGGUCCAAAGGAGCGGACCUCUUCACAUCGUUCCUGUGUGCGAGGUCAUGGCCUUCGUUAACAGCAAAUACGCAAACGCCUCGGAAGACUACCCGGACAUCCAGUUAUUCCUGGCAUCGGCAGCUGACAAUACAGAUGGUGGUGUAUACGCAAUGCGUGCCACCGGUCUCCAGUCAAAAAUAUAUUCAGAAGUGUACGAGCCAAUACUCUACAAAGAGGCGUACUCAGCCCUUCCCCUGCUGCUGAGACCUCGCAGCAGAGGCUACAUCAAGCUGAAGACAUCCAGCCCCUACGACAAGCCAACAAUCGUGCCGAAUUAUCUGGACGACCCCCGAGACCUAGACGUGAUCAUCGAGGGGGCGAAAUUCGUCCACUCGAUGAGCCAGACUGAGGCCAUGAAGCGGUUAAAUGCCAGGAUGAAUCCCAAUGUCAUACCGGAGUGUUCAAAAUUUGAAUUCCUGUCUGAUGACUUCUGGAGGUGUCAGGCGAGGUCUUACACGAUGACGAUUUAUCAUCCCGUUGGUACGUGCAAAAUGGCACCUGCUGGUGAUCCAAUGGCUGUUGUUGAUGCCAGGUUGAGGGUCCAUGGUAUCACUGGUCUCAGAGUCGUCGAUGCCUCCAUCAUGCCGACUAUCGUCAAUGGAAAUACCAAUGCUCCGACCAUUAUGAUCGCCGAGAGAGCCGCCGAUAUGAUCAAAGAGGAUUGGCAAGAGUUGAAUUACUAAUAGUCAUCUCUUUGGAAUAAAAAUACCCGAGACUGGAAAAUUGUUGAUUCUAAUGAUCACGAUGACCGCGGCAAGCCGGUUUAACUGUCCGUAAUUGUUCAGUGGAAUUUAAUGGAAUUAGUUGAUUUUAUGGGAUUCUUCUUCCAUUGAGGACAAUUGUGGAUUGAGUAUUUAUCUCUCGUUAAACAAGUUUGUUAAUAGCACAGAUAAAUUUGUUGAUGUUAGGAUGAAUUUCCCAAGAUUUUUGAAAACUUAUUUUUAGUAAUUUAUUGCUGAUUGGAGGAAUUUUUUCCUGGUAUUAUAUAUGUAUAUCUUAUGGAAAGAUUUUACAUUCAAGAAAUGGAGAUUCAGGUCUCAAGAA